AUGUGCCAUGAAAACAUCUUGUCUGACAUGUUGAAAUGGUCUCAAAUGUAUAAGGAGAAUGAUGAUCAUGUCCAUGAAGAUGUUGAGGUUGAAACAGUUAUAGCCAAUGAUGGUAUUGUUAAUAACCAUGAUCAUGAAGUAGAAAAUGUGGAGACAACGUGUGGAGAAGUGAUAAGUAAGGAUGGAAACUUACGUAUGGUUUGUUCUGUUAAUAGAAAGAUGGAAGUGAAAAGUGCCUAUCUCAUUAAGUACCUAAAUUUUGAAGUCAAUCAGAAUGUCAGUAACUAUGCCACUGACAAGUAUGGUAUCAUUAAGAAGGGUGAGUAUGUGGAAGUUGAAGACCUUCCUUUUGCCAAUAUAAUGAACAGAAUCAUAGAGAAUUUAAUGAAUCCCCAUGAUAAGGCCACUCAAGAAAAGGAGCAUGUGAUGAUUAAUAUGAAUGACAACAUUGAUGAUUCUAUCGACGCUAACGAGGGUUUUAUCCCUAAGAACAAUGAUGUUCAUGAAGGGUAUGAGCCAGUCAAUAAAUGUGUUACUAAAGAUGUUGGUCUUUGGAAAAUGUUUGAUAAGAAGUCAAGGAAAAUGGUUGAUAGCAAUAAGAUUCCAACAAAUAUUUCUAUUACUUCCUUAUACAACAUGUCUUUCCAUUAUGAGAAAAGAGUCCUGAAGUAG
Vicia faba (fava bean) is the source of this 672-nucleotide messenger RNA. The record is from the annotation of a GenBank genome assembly. NCBI's taxonomy places the organism in Eukaryota, Viridiplantae, Streptophyta, Magnoliopsida, Fabales, Fabaceae.